GAACUCCCUUUGAAGAAGACUUCUUGAGACAAACCUGAUCUCCAAUUUUGUUCUUGUCAUCUCAGCAUAGACUAAAACGGGUCCUGCAUCAUUACAAACAGCCUUGUCCGGUGCUAACACUUCAACACUCUCUUGAAGACUUCAUCGUCUACCAUUCACCCAACGUGGACUCGGCACGAAUCGUCGCUCUUUCGAAACACUUCCACGACUGGGAAAGCCAGCGUCGGUCCGCGACCACUCAUACAGAGACCAUCACCCCAUACAAUCAAGAAGAUCUGAUAAUUCGUAAUGGCUCCAACGUCGCGUUCUGAGCAACCCAUCAACCUCAACUAUAUUCCCCAGCUUGGCUCCCAACCUCGCUCAGGGACCUCGACUGGUAGCACGUCACCCACAGACCCUUCUAUUGGGAGUUCCACUCGGUUUCAAAUGAGUAGCGGGAGCAACACUAGCCUUGGCAGCACAGCUCCUAGCAUGAGAUUAGGGGCUGGCUCCCCAUCUCAUGAAUAUGGUAGUCGCUUGUUCUCCAAACGUGCUCGUGAGAUCCAAGCGCAAGAAGGUUUAGGCCCACAGAUAUGGGGUCCUCCAACCAGUGGACAUUCUACUCCUCUACGUGAGACGAUUCCAGAAUCUCCAAACACCGACAGCUUCCCAGACUUCAAUGCCACAUCAAUCUCAGAUGGCCAUGUGCCACAACCGGCUCGUCAGCGUACUCGUGCGGGAACUCUGCCAUCUCGAUUUUCGCCUGGCGGAAACAUCCCCGGGCUCUCAGCCUACCCUACACUCCCCCCUAAGACUUCUCGUCCGACACCCUCUACGAGUCCAUUUCAGCAGGGGCCAGGGACUCCCACCGAGACCUCAGUUUUCCUCCAGAAUCUAGCUCCCAACACGAAAGAUGUGAAUGCAUACUUGGCCAGACUGAGAUCAGGUUCCAUGCCUCAAAGGCCCAAUCUCAUGACAAACAAUCCGAGUCCAUUUGGGUCCGCGCUAGGUCUCAAUAUGUAUACAAGUGCACGCAAUCGUUCAAGCACUCUGCACAGCAUUCAGUCCUCGAACGCACCAACGUCUCCAGCCCAAUCUCACUUCUCCAGAGAUUCGAUGGUCGACAACGACGUGAAGACAUUAGAUUAUCUCGGCCUUGCCGAAACCCCACAGCAACUUAGGCCUACUCUAGCGCCUUCUGAUAUUGAGAUGCUUCUAGAGCAGCAACGUUCAGCUAGUGCUAAUCUUCAAAAUAGCCGUUUUCGAUCAUAUUCUGUCAACGCGAAGGAGAAGUACGCAGACGACGAGCUCGAGGAGAUGGAAUAUGGCGGUUACAGCGGACAAAUGACUCCAGCUGCCGAGGCAAUGGCCUUAAAUGAGGCAGUCAGACAGCACAACCUCGAAGUGCAAGCGUUUGCCAAUUUUGCCAGCCAAAACCGACCUCGUGCUAGGACUGCUGGCAUUUUAGACACUCCGACUCGCCUUAUGCGCAAUUACUUGCCAACUUCCUCGAGGCUCGAAAACAGCAUGAAUGCUGGUGAUUUUUCCGAAGACGUGGAAUAUACCGGUCUUGCUGAAGCUGUGCAUGGUAUGCAACUGGGUGGGAAGCCUGAGCUUGUUGGUGACGAAACCAACCUGGAAGGUCCCACUAGAGCACUUUGGCUCGGAAACAUCCCUUCAUCUACCACCGUAUCAUCUCUGAAUGUCAUCUUCAGCAAUUAUGGUUCCAUCGAAUCCACAAGGGUUCUUACGCACAAGAAUUGUGGGUUCGUCAACUUCGAGAACCUUGAGAGUGCUAUUCGAGCGAAGCAACAGCUCAAUGGGAAAGAGAUAUUCCCUGGCGCUGGUCCUGUCCGGAUUGGCUAUGCCAAGGUUCAGAGUGCAUCUGUCACACCUGGCAACAACGGUGUAUACCCAUCUCCAUCUCCUGAUCCACAGGCUCAAGGGCAAGCUGAUAAUGUUACCUCUAAUAAUGGCAAUAUCACUGUCCAAGGCCAGGUUGACCGAAUCAAUUUAGACGCAACAGCCGCUCCGCUAACGACUCCUAAGCUUCCCGAUAUUCGAGACGAUAUUAUCGACAUAGUGAAGGACCUUGGAGCGAACGACGAGGAACAGACACGAAUCGCCGUUGCAGUCGAUACAGCUAUCCAGAAUGAUGAGCAGAUCAAGGAAAUCUCUCCCGGUACAGAACCAAAUCAUAACCGUAUUCACGAUGCUCCCCGACUCCGCGAAAUACGCAAGCGAAUCGACAAUCAGUCCUGCUCUCAGCCCGAAAUCGAAGAGGUGGCCAUGAAUAUGCUGCCUGAAAUUGCCGAGCUGUCCUCCGAUUACUUGGGCAACACAGUGGUCCAGAAGCUAUUUGAGUAUUGCUCUGAGAGCACGAAAGAAGCUAUGUUGCGCGAGAUCGCACCACACCUAGCUGAAAUCGGAAUUCACAAAAAUGGCACUUGGGCGGCGCAAAAGAUCAUUGACGUCGCCCGAACUCCUGAGCUUAUGAAAAUGGUCGUCGACAGUCUUCGGAAUUACGGCGUGACGCUUUUUCUGGAUCAGUUUGGAAACUACGUCAUGCAGGGCUGCCUGAGAUACUCGUUCCCUCUCAACCAAUUCAUCUUUGAUGUUAUGCUCAGUCGUUUGUGGGAGCUUGCUCAAGGUCGUUUCGGCGCAAGAGCAAUGCGCGCUUGCCUUGAAAGUCACUAUGCCACUAAAGAUCAGCAGAGGAUGAUCGCCGCUGCUAUCGCGCUGCACAGUGUACAAUUGGCUACCAAUGCUAAUGGUGCUCUGUUAUUGACCUGGUUUCUUGAUACCUGUACUUUCCCACGACGACGGACAGUCCUCGCGCCUCGACUGGUUCCACACCUCGUACAUCUUUGCACUCACAAGGUCGCAUAUCUGACUGUUCUGAAGAUUAUCAACCAACGAAAUGAGCCUGAAGCCCGUGAUACCAUCUUGAAAGCAUUAUUCUUCUCACAAAACGAUCAAGUCUUGGAGGACAUUCUUAGCGACCAAGCAUGUGGCGCCACUUUGAUCUUCAAGGUACUGACAACACCAUUUUUUGACGAGAAGAUCCGACCGGAUGUAGUACAGAAUGUUCGUACUGUUCUCAUUCGCAUCAAAGCACAACCUGCACAAGGCUACAAGCGUUUGAUGGACGAGGUGAACCUAUCUACUCGAGGUACGCGCGAUCAUUCUGCAGCCAGGGGCGCUGAGGGCUCGCGACCCGGCUCAAGACAGGCAGAACAUGUCCAAGCACCUGGUGGGAACGACGCCAACCGCCAGUUCUUUCCGGGAAUGGCACAGAUGUCCUAUGAUACCAAUGUUGGCCUCCAGCGUACUGGCAGCAUGGACUCCAAUGGCGUCGACCAGUUCCAGAUGAAUGGGAAUCCAAUGUUUGCUCAAAAUGCAAUGCAAUCAACCCCCCAGCAACUACAAUAUCAGCAGGCUAUGCUAGCUGCUCGAGGUGGAUUCCCACAUAUGAACGGCUUCGGUGCUACUGCUCCCACUAUGGGCAAUUUUCGAGUCAAUAACGGCUUCGGAGCACCAGGCAUGCCAGCAUCGAUGGUUCAGCCCAAUGGAGGUUUCUCUCAGGCAGGAUACAACCCAAUGAUGAACCCAAUGUAUCAACAGUAUCAAAAUCCAUAUAUACAACAGCAACCCCAGCAACCUAUAGCCACUGGGCGUAGGGGACGUCGCUAAAAGCAACUCAGCUCAGCGUUCUCGUGAGCCAUACCGUAGCAUAGCUCUCACAGGAGCGCAGACUUCUUCCAUCUGUUCAUUGGCAGUAAACGAUAACCACAGAUCGAACUUAUCACUUGAGCGAGCGUAUUUCGAUCUCGUAUGUUUCCCAAGCAGAUUUCGA
Messenger RNA from Pseudovirgaria hyperparasitica, 3835 nucleotides. RefSeq names its product RNA binding protein. Lineage: Eukaryota; Fungi; Ascomycota; Dothideomycetes; Acrospermales; Acrospermaceae. The coding region runs from base 289 to 3672 and encodes 1127 amino acids. The record is from RefSeq and is a predicted model, not a curated record. Gene Ontology annotation, molecular function: RNA binding. The transcript is spliced from 3 exons.